This is a messenger RNA of Dermatophagoides farinae (American house dust mite), 900 nucleotides long. RefSeq names its product rRNA-processing protein UTP23 homolog. The record is from RefSeq and is a predicted model, not a curated record. Gene Ontology annotation, cellular component: small-subunit processome. Lineage: Eukaryota; Metazoa; Arthropoda; Arachnida; Sarcoptiformes; Pyroglyphidae.
UUUAUUUUGUUGUUUUUAUUGAUUCUAUAUUAUUUUGACAAGAUUUUUCAUGAAAAUCCAAGAUAAUGAAAAUAACUCGAUACAAACGUGCCCAACGGCAUUUGUUAUUUUAUCGUAAUUAUUUCGAUUUUCGACCACCGUACCAGAUAAUUUUGGAUGCAACAUUCUGUCAAGCUGCUUUGAAGAAUAAAAUCAACAUUAAAGAACAAAUUCCAAAAUAUUUAAAUGAUGAUGUUAAAUUAUUGACAACUGUUUGUGUUGUCAAUGAAACAGAAAGACUUGGCCAUUCGAUUUAUGGUGCAAUGCUAGUUAUCAAACAAUUUCCAAUCCAUAAAUGUGGCCAUGAAAAGAAUCCAAUUUCAGCAAAUGAUUGUAUUUUUUCUUUACUACAACGAAAAGAAGAGCAUUAUUUUUUGGCCACCCAAGAUCAAGAUCUUACGGAGAGAACGCGAUCGCUUGCCUAUGUUCCUAUUUUAUUCAUCAAAACGAAUACCAUAAUUUUAGAGCAACCAGCUGUCGAAGCCAAAGACAAAGCUAUUGAAUCACAACAACGUUUUCAUCAAGUCGAUUCUCAUCAGUUUCAAACGUUGAAAAAAUUGAAAAAGAUUGAAUCCUUAGACAAACCAGCACAUGUCAAACGGAAACGUAAAGGUCCAAAAGGCCCGAAUCCAUUAUCAUGCAAAAAGAAAAAAAGCGUGGCUCCAAAUAAGGCAUCAUCGAACACGAAUGUGGCUGUGAAACAGGAUGGUAAAAAGAAACGAACACGAACCAAACGUAUACCUAACCAUAUUAAGCGAAUGUUUCAGAAAAUUGAGUCAGAUCUAAGCCUGAAACAACAAUCAUCUUCAUCGUAGUUUUUUUUAUACAUUUCGAUUGUCAAUUUUUUUAUAUAAUCUAAUA